GAUUUGGGAAUGGAGUCAACCUCUCUGGAUGAUGUCCUCUAUCGAUACGCCAGCUUUCGAAACCUGGUGGAUCCCAUCACUCAUGACUUGAUCAUCAGCCUUGCUAGAUACAUCCACUGCCCCAAACCGGAGGGGGACUCCCUGGGGGCCAUGGAGAAGCUUUGCCGGCAGCUCACCUACCACCUCAGCCCGCACUCGCAGUGGAGACGCCAGGGCAUCAUGAAGAGGAAGCCGCAGUCCUGCUUGAAAGCUGUCCUGAUGGGGAAGCCUCCGGACAACACAGUGGACUUGUCGGGCAUCCCGCUGACGCUGAAAGACUUGGACCGCAUCACGUCCUACCUCCAGCACAGCGCGGAGCACAUCGACACGGUGGAGCUGUGCUUCACAGAGCUGACGGACGACAUGCUGCUGCAGCUGCUGCCGGCCCUCUGCGUGCUGCCCCACCUCACCACCCUCUCCCUCAACGGCAACCGGCUCACCAAAGCCAUCCUACGGGACCUCACCGAAACCCUCAAGGACCCUAAGAAAUUCCCCAGCAUCACUUGGAUCGACCUGGGCAACAACGUGGACAUCUUCUCCUUGCCGCAACCCUUCUUGGUCAGCCUAAAGAGACGAUGCCCGAAGCAAGGCAACUUGCCAACCAUUCUGGAGUUCGGUGAGGGUCAGGUAAGCGAUUUGGAGAGCCAGGAUGGGCCAGCUGAGAGCCAGGAGGACCUGCGGGUUGGACCAGGAGAGACUGAUGACAUAGGCGUGGAGCAGCCGGACAGAACAGUUGAGGCUGGGGAGGUCCCCACGCCGGAGCGAGGUGCUGCGACACCGCAGACAUGA
Molecule: messenger RNA, 828 nt
Organism: Pterocles gutturalis (yellow-throated sandgrouse)
Lineage: Eukaryota; Metazoa; Chordata; Aves; Pterocliformes; Pteroclidae
Gene: LRRC75A
Product: leucine rich repeat containing 75A
Exons: 3
Source: RefSeq, a predicted model, not a curated record